AUGCAGUCGGCUACUGCACACAUCAUCUGCCAUGAAUCAGAGGCAUGGGACUGGUUGUAUACCAUGCAGCCAGUCUUCAUGUAUGUCAUCUGUGUUCUGGGAAUCCUGGGAAAUGUGUUUGUCCUUAUGGUUUUUUGCUUGCACAAGAAUGCCUGCACUGUGGCUGAGAUAUACCUCGGUAAUUUAGCUGCGGCUGACCUCCUCAUGAUGUCCUGCCUGCCUUUCUGGGCAAUCAAUGUGGCCAACAGUUUUGAAUGGCAGUUCGGCUCUCUGAUGUGCCGCCUGGUCAACACAGGCAUCAAAAUGAACAUGUUCUGCAGCGUCUACUUCCUAGUGCUAGUGAGUGCAGAUCGCUACGUGGCUCUUGCGCAUGCUAUGACUUAUGGCAGGAUGCGGCGGCCCUGGUAUGCCAAGCUCAGCUGCUUGGCUGUCUGGUGUCUGGGAGUCCUCCUGAGCAUCCCAGCAUUGAAAUUCAGGGAAGUGAAGUUAAUCCCAGAGUACUCGGUCACUGCAUGCAUACUGAACUACCCUACCCGCGAGAUCGAACUGGCCUGUGACAUUCUGCUCAUUUUGCUGGGCUUCAUCAUUCCUGUGUCUGUCAUAUCCUUCUGCACUUGCAAGAUAAUAAAAGCCCUGCACUGGCGAGUGAUGGAUAGGUUUAACGUGGUAAAGAAAGAGAGAAAAGCCACAGUACUGGUGCUAGCUGUUCUGAUAGCUUUUUUACUUUGUUGGGUUCCUUUUCAUCUGGUAACUCUUUUAGAUAUUCUUUUGAGAUCCAAAGUACUUAGUGGAUGUGCACUUGAACAUGGACUGGAUAUCUGUAAUCAGAUAUUUACAUACCUGGCUUUAAGUAAUAGUGUUCUUAAUCCCAUCCUCUAUGUGAUCGUUGGCAAAAACUUUAGAACAAAAGUGAAAGAGCUUCACUCAUCAACUCGGAAAUCAUUUACAUCAUAA
Trichomycterus rosablanca is the source of this 954-nucleotide messenger RNA. RefSeq names its product bradykinin receptor B2 (gene bdkrb2). Gene Ontology annotation, cellular component: external side of plasma membrane; membrane. The coding region runs from base 1 to 954 and encodes 317 amino acids. The record is from RefSeq and is a predicted model, not a curated record. Gene Ontology annotation, biological process: smooth muscle contraction; G protein-coupled receptor signaling pathway; positive regulation of cytosolic calcium ion concentration. NCBI's taxonomy places the organism in Eukaryota, Metazoa, Chordata, Actinopteri, Siluriformes, Trichomycteridae. Gene Ontology annotation, molecular function: C-C chemokine receptor activity; bradykinin receptor activity; C-C chemokine binding. The transcript is spliced from 2 exons.